This is a messenger RNA of Brachypodium distachyon (stiff brome), 2062 nucleotides long. Its product is annotated as pre-mRNA-processing factor 19. Gene Ontology annotation, molecular function: protein binding; ubiquitin protein ligase activity. Lineage: Eukaryota; Viridiplantae; Streptophyta; Magnoliopsida; Poales; Poaceae. Bases 150 to 1733 code for a protein of 527 amino acids. The record is from RefSeq and is a predicted model, not a curated record. The transcript is spliced from 18 exons. Gene Ontology annotation, biological process: protein ubiquitination; DNA repair; mRNA splicing, via spliceosome. Gene Ontology annotation, cellular component: Prp19 complex; U2-type catalytic step 1 spliceosome; cytoplasm.
CGAAAAUACCCUCCCAAAUCCAAGGCUGAACCCUAGCGGCUAACCCCCCGCUCGGCCGCUCCUCCGCCUCGUCGGCGCCAACGUUGCCGCCGACCGCCGGAGAACCCACCGCAUCGAGGAGCCGCCGACACGCUCCCGUCUCAGACGCCAUGAUUUGUGCCAUAUCCGGCGAGGUGCCGGAGGAACCGGUUGUGUCGAAGAAUUCGGGGCUGCUCUUUGAGCGGAGGCUCAUCGAGCGCUACAUCGAGGACCAUGGGAAGUGCCCGGUCACCAAGGACGAGCUCGCCAUGGACGAUCUCGUGGCAGUCAAAACCAACAAGAUUACCAAGCCUAGACCUCUGCAAGCUGCAAGCGUCCCCGGACUUCUUGGUAUGUUUCAGAAUGAGUGGGAUGCCCUUAUGCUCUCUAAUUUUGCUUUGGAGCAGCAGCUACAUACAUCAAGACAAGAACUUAGUCACGCGUUAUAUCAGCAUGAUGCUGCUUGCCGUGUUAUCGCCAGACUAAAGAAGGAAAGAGAUGAGUCUAGGACACUUUUGGCUCAAGCUGAAAGGCAGAUUCCUAUUUCAGCUGCAGGAGCUGCACCUGUUGCUGUUGUUACCAAUGGGAAAAUAGCUUUGGAUGAUGAAGUGGGUCCUGACGGGAAGAAGAUGCGUCCUGGUAUUAAUCCUGUUAUGAUCGAUGAAUUAACAGAGUGUAAUUCUAUGCUCUCAGCACAGCGUAAGAAACGACAGGUACCUCCAAGUUUGGCAUCAAUUGAUGCACUUGAAAGAUACACUCAAGUUUCCAGUCAUCCACUUCACAAGACAAACAAACCGGGCAUUUUAUCUAUUGAUAUUCAUCAUUCAAAGGAUAUUAUUGCUACUGGGGGUAUUGAUACCAAUGCAGUUCUUUUCGAUAGGCCAUCUGGUCAAGUCUUGUGCACUCUCACUGGUCACUCAAAGAAGAUUACCAGUUUGAAAUUUGUUCCCUGGGAUGAGCUUUUGAUAACUGGAUCAGCAGAUAAGACUGUUCGUAUAUGGCAAGGUAGUGAAGACGGGAACUAUGGUUGCAGGCACACAUUGAAAGAUCAUAAUGCAGAGGUUCAAGCUGUCACUGUCCAUGCAACUCAGAAGUACUUCGUAACUGCUUCCAGAGAUAACACUUGGUGCUUUUAUGAUAUUUCAACAGGCUCUUGUCUCACACAGGUUGGUGAGGCUUCUGGACAAGAUGGAUAUACAGCAGCGGCUUUCCACCCAGAUGGUCUUAUCCUUGGAACAGGCACGUCUGAAGCGGUUGUCAAAAUUUGGGAUGUGAAAACUCAGUCAAAUGUUGCAAAGUUUGACGGGCAUGUUGGAGCGGUCACUGCCAUGUCCUUCUCAGAAAAUGGUUAUUUCCUAGCGACUGCAGCUGUUGAUGGUGUCAAGCUUUGGGAUCUAAGGAAAUUGAGAAAUUUUAGGACUAUCUCUCCUUAUGAUCCAGACACACCAACAAGUUCUGUGGAAUUUGACUCUAGUGGGAGUUAUCUUGCCGUUGCUGGUUCAGAUAUAAGGGUUUACCAAGUAGCCAACGUCAAGAUGGAAUGGAAUCUUGUCAAGACAUUACCAGAUUUAUCAGGCACAGGGAAGGUGACAUCUGUGAAGUUUGGGACGGAUGCCAAGUAUGUUGCUGUAGGUUCCAUGGAUCGUAAUCUACGUAUAUUUGGGCUCCCUGGAGAUGAACAAAUGGAAGAGGCAAAAUCACCUGUCAGUGAGUAGAGAUGAUACAUGUUCUGGACUUUGCUCGCAGUGGAAGUGGGCAGAGCGGUUAAGAGGCGGAGCCAUAUUCAAAACCUGUGGGGGUGAGUUAAUGCCACAUGUUUUUCGCAACACAACACAAUUUUUGUGGCAUUUGCGUGAGAAUAUGUAAAGUGCCAAAGAUUUUAGAAGACUUUGACACCCAGGAUUUUGGCCCCAGCUCGGCAAGCGGCGUUCCCUACUGUAUGUAAACAUUUCUGGCACUUCUAUGCGAGGAUUACAGUUAGGAGCUGAGGUACAGAUCGAAGAUGAAUACCAGAUGUUUCUAGUGCUCACCUUCACCUGAUGAA